GGCGGCGGUAGCAGUGCAGUGCCAUGGCAGUGAUUGGGCACUGGGUGGCUUCUUUCCUGCUAUGUUACUUGGUACCUCAAGCAUCAGUGACUUUGCUAUGCAAGAUGGCCAUGAUGUCCGAUUUCACCUGCGGCUUCUUACUCUUAGCGAAAGUGGAAGGUGUGGCGGUCUUCCCCUGGUACUUGAGCACACCGCCACCGGCCGCCAAUGCGACCAUCCAGUACUGGAAAGAAAGCGGCCAGUGGCUUCCGGGGGUGGAUGAAACUGCGUCACAAGGGUUUCUCGGCUUUGCGGCACUGUUUCCCAUGUAUUUGGACAUCCCCUACUCCCACAGCGUGCUAGGUAUGGCGAUUAUUGGCCUCCUGGUUGCCAUCAUUGCAUGGCUACGUUAUGGUAUUGGAUUUGCCUACGCCAUGGCCAUCUUCUUGGCUGCCAUCAGCCACCCCGUGCUGGACAUGUUCUUCCACGAUGCGUAUGUCCUUGCCGGGAACCGCGCGGUGAGUCGUGUGACCGUCAACUUUUGGCAGAUUUACUAUAUGGAGCCGGUGGCAUUUCUUCUGGAGUGUUGCUUGGCCUAUGGCGGCUAUCGCCUUUGGUGGUCUACCCGCAAAGCCCGGGGCAGCGACGAGGUGGCUAAGAAGAUCGCGUAUUACAAGCGAAGCUGGGGCAAACACCAACCGGCCGGAUUUCGCCUGGAAAAUUGGGGGAACUUUCACAUAGCUAUGGUAUAG
Molecule: messenger RNA, 731 nt
Organism: Cladocopium goreaui
Lineage: Eukaryota; Dinophyceae; Suessiales; Symbiodiniaceae
Source: the annotation of a GenBank genome assembly